Molecule: messenger RNA, 3714 nt
Organism: Daldinia vernicosa
Lineage: Eukaryota; Fungi; Ascomycota; Sordariomycetes; Xylariales; Hypoxylaceae
Exons: 2
Coding region: 256-3714 (1152 amino acids)
Molecular function (GO): protein binding
Source: RefSeq, a predicted model, not a curated record
GUCUGCUUAGGGGUCGAAGAUGCACGUUUCAGCUACCACGCCACACAGCCCAAUAAUUGGCUCCUUUCCCGCCAAUCACAUACGAAACACCCCGAUGCUGAAUUGGGCUCUGAUUUCUGUCUAAAUCUUACAUUAUAGCUUCGUUGCAUUCUACUCCUACUGUCUAAUAUGCGUCUCAAGCUACCCUUUUGCUCCCGCUAGGUAUCGUCGACUCAAUUAUUGUCUCAGGAAUCUUUAAGUUUCGCAUAGUCGACAAUGGAAACACAUCCAGUCAAAUUGGAUUCCACGAAUGGGUUCCAGUAUCAAGAGGAUGCCGCGCGAGAGGAAUUGUUCUCCAAGAUACUGGAGUUUUUUGCAAAUAUAGACGUAUUUAGUUGUUCGACUUCCCCCAGCAUAUUUAUUGUCUAUGCGCAUGAGAAUCCUAAGCUGGAUACGAGGGCCAAUGCCGAAAGCGUCAAGAGACUCAUCGAGUACUUCAGAAGAAUUCAAGCUCGAAUUAUUUCAGACAAGUCUCCGCUACCUCUAUUUGAUGAUCGUGAGGGUGGUUCUGCUGCCACCCGAAACAUCCUCGAUAACCAAUUUUGUCUGCUCCCAGCACCGAAUGAUUCCAAUAACGCCGGCACCAUCAGCGGCGUCGAGAGGGUGGUGGUGUGUAGCUCGGGUCUGCUUAAACGAUACUACGAAGAUGAUUUCACCUCGUCUUAUAUAGGUGCCAUUGAAGCAUCGUAUACCAAGGGACGAACCGCAUCCUUCGUACAACAAUACAAAGAAGGUAUUAGGAAGGUGGUAGAAGACAGUUGCUCCCAUGAUGCUUUUCAUCAUGUGCUUACUGAGCUUGCCUUUCUCAAAAUCAGGAGUUCUCAAAGUCGUAAUAAUCACGAUAUUAUUCCCGUUGCGCUCGAUCAAGAGCCUGUAACGUACCUACCGUUCCUUGACAACUGCGACUUAUUCCUCAAGUUAAAGUCGUCUAAGAAGGUCGACUUACACUGGUUAUUUUUCACGCUACUUCGGCAAAUCUACACCAGCGCGGAUUCACUUAUCAGUAGAUUUAAAGACUGUUAUGAUGCAGCUAUGGGACGACUAAACCUUGAGGCUGCAAGAUAUAGGGGAAUGACACAGGAAAGAGUAAUGGCAGUUGGCUCGGACGAGAUCCGCAAGGCAGCAGAUGACCUGGGGCGGAUUAAUAGUGCUGCAUUACGGAAUUUAAUACAGAAAGGUCUAUUUAAAGGCAGUAAGUCGUCGCAUAUCCUUAGUCUUCUCGAUGCUUACUUCAAUUCAACUACAGUCUUGUCCCACGCAGAUGAGAUAUCUCAAACAGAUAAAAUGCGCAAACGUGACCUCUUCCUUCGCGAACUCCCCAGCUUACCAUACCGAGAUCGUAAGGAUAGAAACCGUGAGCGAAUAGAGGGAACGUGCGAAUGGUUCACAAGUCAUGAGACAUUUCGAAAAUGGCGAUGCGGCCAAACGUUGAGCUUACUCUGGAUAUCCGCAGAUCCAGGAUGCGGGAAAUCAGUUUUGGCGAAGCAUUUGGUGGAUAACGUCCUUCCAACUACCAGUACGAGAUCCACAUGCUACUUCUUCUUCAAAGACGAUUUUGAGGAUCAGAGGAGUUUAGAAGGCGCUGUACGUUGUCUAUUGCAUCAACUCUUCCUUCAGAAGCCUGCUCUUCUUACCGACGAGAUUGUCGAUAAAUUCGCCCAUGACAAGCAACUUUUCUCUUCCUUCUCUAGACUUUGGGAUAUUCUUACGAGUGUUUCAUACCAUAACGAUGAUGGAGAGAUCAUUUGUGUUCUCGAUGCCCUAGAUGAAUGCGAAGAUACUACCCGCCUAACUAAGGCCUUAGAGACGCUCUACAAGGAUGGAGCAGGCGAAUCCUCCCUCAAAUUUCUUUUAACUAGUCGACCAUACAACCAUAUUCGACGCGGAUUCCAGCUCCUUGAGAACCGGUACCCCGAAAUCCACUUAAAUGGAGCGAAUGAAGCUGAAGUCGAUAAGAUCGCAAAGGAAAUUGAUAUUGUUAUCAAAACUAAUGCGAAGGAAACCGGCGAACGUCUUAACCUUGAAGAAGAAGAAGUACAGCUCCUUGAAGACGAACUUACCCGUAUCCCACACCGAACUUAUUUAUGGGUUUACCUUGUUUUCGACGUUAUAAAUAACAGCGAAGGAAUUACAAAAGGGCACUUGAAAGCAAUUAUUCACCAACUUCCGAAGACAGUCGAGACAGCAUAUGAGAAGAUUUUAUGCGGAAGCGCCGAUAUUGUAAAAGCCAGGAGACUUCUUCAUAUCGUCGUUGCGGCAGAGAGACCACUGUCGUUGCAAGAAAUGGCAAUAGCGCUGGCUAUCAGAGAAGAACACGAAUCCUACAGCGAACUCGAGCUCGAGCCAGAAAAUCGCUUCCGCGAUACAGUCAGAGGACUUUGCGGGCUGUUCGUUACUAUCGUACAUUCUAAGGUUUAUUUGCUACAUCAAACAGCCAGAGAAUUUUUGGUUUACCACCAGCACAAGCUCACUCCCACCAACACCAAAUGGCAAAACUCAUUUCAUCCCUCAAAAUCACAUCGUGUACUUGCAGGGAUAUGUAUCACUUAUCUCUGUUUUCCGAAUCUCAAGGCUUCAGGCGAAGGUGGUCUCCCAGUCUUUGUGGAUUAUGCUGCAAAUAAUUGGCACGCUCACUUCCGUAUGGCCUCUAAUCAGAAUACGGGAAAGAUAGAGUGUCGUGCAAAAUUGCUUUGCAGUAGCAACAGGCAAAACUAUAACGACUGGUUCAGAAUUUACUGGAACAGGAGACGAUAUUACGGAGGAAAUGAGGUCCCGGAUAGGUUAUCUUCGUUAAUGAUAGCAUCGUUACUAGGACUAGAGAAGGUUGUUUGUAUGCUAUUAAAAGAGAAGGGUUUGGACUUCGACGCACGAGACGAUAAAUAUGACCGAUCUGCCUUAUUCUGGGCUUGUACGGAGGGAUACGAGGCUGUCGUGGAGAUCCUCUUAAACUUCGACACUAAGAAACGUGGCGGGAUUUUUGCAAGGAAGUCCCCCAGUCUUGAUCUGAAAAAUAAAUAUGGCUGGACUCUAUUAUUGGAAGCAACUAGCAGAGAUUACGAAGGAAUGGUAAAGCUACUACUUGAAAAGGGUGCUGACAUUAAUCUAAAAGACAAAUUAAACAAGUCGGCGUUAUAUAUAGCAGCAGAAAGAGGCAAUGAAGGACUGGUAAAAUUAUUACUUAAAAAGGGGGCUAAAAUUGAUUUAAAAUUUAAACGGUACUUGUCGCCAUUAGAGGCGGCGGCGAGGGGGAACCAUAAAGCAAUACUACGACUGUUACUCGAAAAAGGAGCUAAAAUCGAGGCCCUCGGAUUAUAUGGCCAGACGCCUUUGCUUUGCGCGGUACUUGAAGGCCAUGAGAAUAUUGUACAACAAUUACUCGAAAAAGGAGCUAAGAUUGAAAUCUGUGGCAAUGAUGGCUGUACGCCGUUACGGAGGGCAGUAUCCAGAGGAAACGAAAACAUAGCACGAUGGCUAGUCGAAGAAGGAGCUAAUAUCGAAAUCUGUGACGAUCGUGGCCGUACGCUGUUAUCAGUGGCAGUAUCCAGAGGAAACGAAACGAUAGUACGGUUGCUACUUGAGAAAGGGGCGAAAGUUUGGCCCGAUGAUGAAUUGAUAGCCAGAAUGGGAGGUCACAAGGAGAUAAUACAGCUACUCGAGGAGGCUGAGACCAUGUAA